This is a messenger RNA of Elaeis guineensis (African oil palm), 1795 nucleotides long. RefSeq names its product GDSL esterase/lipase At1g31550. The record is from RefSeq and is a predicted model, not a curated record. Lineage: Eukaryota; Viridiplantae; Streptophyta; Magnoliopsida; Arecales; Arecaceae. Gene Ontology annotation, molecular function: hydrolase activity, acting on ester bonds.
UACGGGUUCGUGUUGCAUCUUUCCCCCGAAAGAAUGAAGCGGAGCAUUCGGAGUGCUUUGAGAAAUGUACGAGGCAUGAUCCAACGGUUGAUGUCGCGAGAAAAAAGGAUCAAUCAUCCUUUUGCGCGAAAGAUACCACCCGAACCCUCACAGCACUGCAAGGUCAGACUAUAUGUCGAAUGCCUCGCACCUUCGCUCCGGCUGCCGACCCGUGCGCUCUUCUAUUCGCAUGGGAUCUGGGUUUGUCUCGUUAUGCCUUGUUCUGAUAUAUUUACCACUUACCAGUUCUUGUUUGUACCUGCCUGCUCCGUUCUAAAUCAUCUCAAUUCCUCACCCUUCACCCAAUCACCCAAAGACCCCUCUUCAUUUCUAUCUCCAAUGAACCACUCCACCCAUAUCUCCCUUCUCCCUGCACUUCUCCUCCUCCUCCCCCUUCUUAGCUCCUCCCACCCGGCCACCACCACCUGCUACACUUCCGUCUUCAGCUUCGGUGACUCCCUCGCCGACACCGGAAACUUACUCCGCUACCUUGGCAAGAAAAAUAUCGAUGUCGGCCGACUCCCAUAUGGCGAGACCUACUUCCGUCGCCCCACCGGCCGGUUCUGCGAUGGCCGAUUGGUUGUCGACUUCAUCGCUCAAGCAAUGGGACUUCCACUCUUGCCGCCGUACCUCGCCCGGCGAAGCGGCCAUGGGUUCCGGCAAGGAGCGAAUUUCGCCGUGGCCGGGGCCACCGCGAUAGAAAAUGGCUUCUUUAUGGAGAAAGGGCUCCACGUCCCGUGGUCGAACAACUCGUUGGGUAUCCAGAUAGAAUGGUUCAGGCAACUGCUGCCCUCGCUUUGCUCCUCAGAUUCAGACUGCAAUGUCAUGUUUCAAAAUUCUCUCUUCCUGGUGGGGGAGAUCGGAGGGAACGAUUACAAUUACCCAUUCCUCCAAGCAAGAGCUCUGGACGAAGUAAUUUCCUAUGUUCCGCCAGUGAUGGAUGCCAUUAGCUCAGCAAUUACGGCGUUGAUUGAGCUUGGUGCACGAACAUUGGUGGUGCCCGGGAACUUCCCAAUUGGAUGCAAUUCUGCCUAUCUGACAGUUUUCCACAGCAACAGAAGUGAAGAUUAUGACGCGUUUGGAUGCAUCAAAUGGUUGAAUAAGUUCUCGAGAUACCAUAACAACCAACUCCGAGUGGUAUUGAAGCGGAUCCGUCAACGUAACCCUCACGCCACUGUAAUCUAUGCCGACUAUUAUAGUGCAGCCAUGAGCAUGUUUAGGUCUCCGCAACUCUCUGGUUUCCGUAGUUCGCCUUUACCUGCGUGCUGUGGAGGUGGUGGACCUUACAAUUUUAACUCUUUCUUGCAAUGUGGAAAUCCGGGCUCAAACGUCUGCGCCGAUCCCUCAAGUUACGUCACUUGGGACGGAAUGCACAUGACUGAAGCGGCUUACAGGAAGAUUGCCACUGGCUUACUAGAAGGACCGAAUGCUGUUCCUCCUAUCCUCAACACUUGCCCCAGAACAAAACAGAAAACCUCUAGGCCCCACUAUGUAUUGUUGGAUGAUGAUAUAUUGGAUGGAUGAACACUGCUCAAAAAAGAUGCAUUGGAUGGACGAGACUCGAGAUACAUACAAAAUACUGCUUUCAGGGAAUUAAAACAUAUAUCACAAUGAUAUAGCAUAGCAAAUUUUAUUGUAUUGCAUUGUACCAUGUUGUAGGACCUUGGUCUGUGCGGUUGCUUAAUCUAUGCAAUUGCUAUCAAAUCCAUUAUGGAGAUUUUAAUUGAGGAAAUAUGGAAGCAUGCGUUUAGAUGUA